AUGUCCGAGGGAGCCCGAACGCUGAUGGAGCUUACGGGCCGCGCAGCUGCUCCGGGGCGCGGGCGCGCGGCGAGGCCCUGGCGCCCCCUGGCGGGAUCCCGCGGCACUACGACCGGGCCCGGGCCGCCGGCUGCAGACGAGCCUGCGCCGGCCUUGCUCCCGGGAAGAGGGCGCGCUCCAGGGCCUCCGUCCCGACUGCGGUUACGAGCGCGUGGCGCCGGCUGCCUCGGGCUCAGACGCCAAAGCGUCCGCGGUGUGGGCCUCGGAGCCGAAAUAAACAUCCAAGACGCCAGCCAGCCCCAGCGGUCCUCACAGCAGCCAAGUUUGGGAACAAGAGGGCCUAGGCCCCGAAACUUUGGUUUUGAGGGUUUCUCUCUCCAACAGCUAGAGGUAAAUUUGAGAACACUUAAAAUCAGAAAUUAUUAUUUAAAAGCCACUGGCCUUCUGGAGACCACCUUUGUCUUUUGUAGUUUUUGUCAAAGAUUGGAAAUAAGUUUCAGAUUACAGAUGUCUGAGAUGAGGUUUUAUUUAUUGAGACAGAGAGGCAGAGACACCAGCAGAGGGAGAAGCAGGCAUCAUACAGAGAGCCUGAGGUGGGACUCGAUCCCGCAUCUCCAGGGUCUCCAGGAUCAAGCCCUGGGCUGCAAGCGGCGCCAAACCGCUGCGCCACCGCAGGCUGCUCCAAUAUCCCCCCUUUUAAAUAACACUUGUUAACAGAAAUUUCUUUGUGUCUAAUCUUUCUUUUAUUUCUUCUUGACCUGUUCUCAGUAGUGAUUAAAAAGUUUCCUCCUCUCUCAUUCUAUGUUUGAAAAUACAGCAUUUAGUGCUUCUAUUUUAAAAACAAUCAAGAUCUGGGCAGCCCUGGUGGCACCGCCUGCAGCCCAGGGCGUGAUCCUGGAGACCCCAGAUCGAGUUCCUAACGUCGGGCUCUGCAUGGUGCCUGCU
Messenger RNA from Canis lupus familiaris (dog), 945 nucleotides. RefSeq lists its product as uncharacterized. NCBI's taxonomy places the organism in Eukaryota, Metazoa, Chordata, Mammalia, Carnivora, Canidae. The record is from RefSeq and is a predicted model, not a curated record. The transcript is spliced from 4 exons. Bases 1 to 714 code for a protein of 237 amino acids.